CUUUUUGUUCGUUCGUAGAAGCGCUUCCUGUCACAAGUAUUUUUGGCAGCUACUUUUCCGAGUCAAAGCUCCCUGUCUAUAAAACCCCGACUGUGCCUCCUUGCAUUUUCUUGGCAGCAAGCUAUUUCUCUUUUCUCGUUUUCCUAUUCUUACUAAUGGCAAGCACCUCAGCAUCGAUACUAGUGUUUGCCUUCACUGCCGUCAAGGCUCUCCUCGAGGUGUUCCUCAUCGGGUUCAGUGGAUAUGUAUUUGCACGGAACGGCACACUCAACAAGUCCACGCUCAAGAGUCUCUCGGUGAUGAGCGUCAGCCUGCUGACGCCCGCGCUACUGUUUUCGAAAAUGACUGAGACGCUCGACCCGACACUGUUGGUGGAGCUCUGGAACGAACCUGUAUUCUACUUUAUCUACGGCGGCUUCUCGCUUCUCUGGAGCCGCAUUGGCAGUCGUGUCUUUAAGCUCGACGGCGAGUAUGCACGACUAUGUGAUGUCGCCACGUUCUUUGCAAACACAAACACGCUGCCUGUCUCACUCAUCAAGAGUAUUGCGCUGAGCUCUGGCUCCAGCUUUCUGCUCAAGGAUGCAGCAGACACACCGCUGAAGGUUGCAGCCAGAGGCGUGUCGUACGCGAUGAUUUUUGCCACUCUCAACAACAUCCUGCGCUGGAGCUUUGGUGUCGCGUUGAUGGGUGGAAUGGGCGACACAACCAAAUCGACGUUCAAUUCAGUGAAUCCGACGCCGCGUGUCGCUACGCCCUCGGAUAGUCCCACCAGCGCAUUCCAGGCCGACGGAAGCCCCGGAUCGCCAACCGACGUCCAUGGCGAGCUCACGACAUUGCUCGACGAAAGCGCCAUGUCUUCCCGCCAGAGCACCCUGGCGUCUGUAUGGAGCAAAACCUGCAAUAUUGCCACUGCGGUACGGGCGUGCUUGACUGCACCCGUGUACGCCAUUAUUGUCGCCUUCGCCGUCAUCCUCAUUGAGCCGAUGCAUGAGGCGCUGAUGAACCCAGAUACCAUCUGGUACACCGUGUGGUCGGCCAUCGAUAUGUGCGGCGAUGCGUGCGUGCCGCUUAUUCUUAUUUCGCUGGGCGGACAGCUAGGGUUGAUGGAGCGCGAGAAAGCCAGCCAUAGCAAAGCCACUGGUCGUUCGGAAUACCUGAGAGGCUUGGCCAGUGGGUAUGCGUCGAACACAUCGUCAUGUGCUGAACUCAACAACCUCCAGACGAUCUCUCCCUCACAGGCGACCUCUAACGGUGCUGUUGUUCCGUCGAUUAUCCUGCGAAUGCCCACUUCCACCGAAACUCUGGAGGAGCAGAUGCAGCACCGGAGCUCAGAGCAGCUCACUGUACAUGUGCAGGACGAACAGUCGCAGCAGAUCUCCUCGAUCGAGCAAAAGCGUGGCAUCUUGCUGGUGCUGACGGGGCGGUUCGUGUUUGUGCCGACUAUGGCUAUCAUUUUAAUUUCGGUUCUGCGCAUCUUCUUCCCGCAGCUGCUGCCCAUCAUGGUCACCGACCCAGUGUACAUUCUGACGCUGCUUAUCCUGUCGGCCACUCCACCAGCCAUCAAUCUGAUCACAGUUGCCCAGGCCACGGGCAAGUUUGAGACCGAGGCGGCGCAGAUGCUGUUCUACGGCUACGUACUUGGUAUCUUUGUCCUUGCUAUCGAGGUUGCCGGCUUCCUGUGGCUGACUAGCACGCUUAGCACACUCUAAAAAUGUACCAUUUCAACCUUCAUGUUUUCGUCGAUAUUGCGAAUGAUGCUGAUCGUUUGCUUGUCUUUGUCUUAUGAACAUGCGUAAGCAGUAGUAUUUGGGCCACAAUGGACCCAGUCUGUAUAGACUGAUUCAGGAGACUGCAUCAGUGCUAAGGGCCCCAAGAACCAUGCAAGCCAGAUAAUUUUUAAUAAAAAGUUCUUAAUGCUAUGCAUACGCAAUACAGCAAAACUGAAC
This is a messenger RNA of Linderina pennispora, 1946 nucleotides long. RefSeq lists its product as uncharacterized. The coding region runs from base 156 to 1709 and encodes 517 amino acids. The transcript is spliced from 3 exons. Gene Ontology annotation, cellular component: endoplasmic reticulum; membrane. The record is from RefSeq and is a predicted model, not a curated record. NCBI's taxonomy places the organism in Eukaryota, Fungi, Kickxellomycota, Kickxellomycetes, Kickxellales, Kickxellaceae. Gene Ontology annotation, biological process: transmembrane transport.